Molecule: messenger RNA, 1074 nt
Organism: Maylandia zebra (zebra mbuna)
Lineage: Eukaryota; Metazoa; Chordata; Actinopteri; Cichliformes; Cichlidae
Product: nuclear factor 7, ovary
Molecular function (GO): zinc ion binding; protein binding
Source: RefSeq, a predicted model, not a curated record
AUGGCUUAUAAUCCAGAGAAGGACCUGUCCUGUCCUGUCUGCCACGACAUCUUUGAUAUUCCUGUCGUCCUGGCAUGCAGCCACAGCUUCUGUAAAACCUGUGUGGAGACCUGGUGGAGAGACAAACCCAUAAAAGAGUGUCCGGUUUGUAAGGAAAGACCUUUGCUGGGUGAGCCACCGGUUAGUUCAGCCUUAAAGAACCUGUGUGAGGCCUUCUUACAAAAGAAAGAUCAAAAUGCUUCUGCAUUCUCUGAAACUGUUUGCAGUCUGCACCAUGAGAAACUGAGAGUCUUCUGUUUGAAUCAUCAGCAGCCAGCGUGCCUCGUCUGUCGAGAUUCAAAAAUACAUCUCGGCCACAGCUUCAGACCCGUUAAUGAAGCUGCAGAAGAUCACAGAAAGGAUCUCAAGGAAUCCUUGAAACCUUUACAGGAGAAACUGAAAGUGUUUGAAGAAGUUAAAGAAAAGUUUGAUGAAGCAGCAGAACACAUUAGGGUCCAGGCCCAGCAGGCAGAGAAACAAAUUAAGGAGGAGUUUAAGAAGUUGCAUCAGUUUCUACAAGAUGAAGAGGAGGCCAGAACCACUGCUUUAAAAGAGGAAGAGGAGCAGAAGAGUCAAAUGAUGAAGGGGAAGAUUGAAGGUCUGAGCAGAGAGAUAGCCGCUCUUUCAGAAAUAAUCAGAGCCACGGAAGAGGAGCUGAGAGCUGAAGAUGUCUCGUUCCUGCAGAACUACAAAGCUGCAGUGGAAUUAAUCCAGCAGUGCCCUCUGUUGGAUGAUCCAGAGCUGGCCACAGGAGCUCUGAUAGAUAUGGCCAAACACCUGGGCAACCUAACCUACAACAUCUGGAAUGAGAUGAAGGCGAUAGUCUCCUACUUUCCUGUGAUUCUGGAUCCAAACACAGCUCAUCCAGAGCUCAUCCUAUCAGAAGAUCUGACUGCCGUAAGAUCUGUAGAGGGGCAUCAGCUUCCUGACAAUCCGGAGAGGUUUGGCUGCUAUUGCAUUGUCCUGGGCUCUGAGGGCUUUGACUCAGGCACCCACAGCUGGGAUGUUGAGGGAUCCUCACAGAAGAUCAUCUAA